Messenger RNA from Gopherus flavomarginatus (Mexican gopher tortoise), 2284 nucleotides. RefSeq lists its product as uncharacterized. The transcript is spliced from 10 exons. The coding region runs from base 3 to 2162 and encodes 719 amino acids. Gene Ontology annotation, biological process: regulation of DNA-templated transcription. Lineage: Eukaryota; Metazoa; Chordata; Testudines; Testudinidae. The record is from RefSeq and is a predicted model, not a curated record.
CCAUGGCGGGGGCCGGGAUCGCAGCGCGGGAGCUGCUCCAGCCCUGCAGCCCGCGGGGCAGCGCGGAGGCACCACAAAAGCAUCUGGCCCCUCUGGGAAAAGAGAGAGAAGCAGCCAAGGCUGAGGAGGAGCAGCAAAGCGAGGAGCUGCUGAAACAGAUGGAAGCCGAGAGGCAGAAGAUUGUCUGGGAGUGGCAGGAGCUGCAAGGGUUUCUGGAGGAGCAGAAGCAGCGGCUGCUGGCCCGGCUGGAGGAGCUAGAGAGAGCCAUUGUCCAGAGAAGGGAUGAGGGUGUCUGCAGCCUGUCCUGGGAGAUUUCCCUGCUCAGCGAGAGGGGAGGAGAGAAGGGGCAGCAGCCACUGAGCCAACCCCUGCAGGGUGCUGGGAGCACUGGGGGCAGCAGGGAGGACGGGGCGUUUCUGAAGCCAGAGCCGUCGUUUGCGGAGCUGGAGAAGAGACUCAGUGAUUUCUGUCUGAAAAGUGCCAUGCUGCAGGAGGUCCUGCUGGGAUUCAAAGAGACGCUGCGUUGGGGGCUGGGGAGCGACACAGCCAUCCCGAUGAUGAUUGAUUUCUGGGAAACAUCCUCAGCAGAAUUAUUUGAAGGUUUUGCACCCGAGAGUAAAGGCACAGAGGCAGUGGCUUGUGGGAAAGAGGGCGGCAGAGUAAUGCCCACCUUUGGAUCCAGAUUGUCCCAGCCUCCCAGGGGACAAGGAAGGGAACUGGCUGUAGUGGAGCCAGUCCAGGGGCCGGUGACCUUCGAGGAGGUGGCUGUGUAUUUCACCAGGGAAGAGUGGGCUCUGCUGGACCCCCGUCAAAGAGCCCUCUGCAGAGAUGUCAUGCAGGAGAACUAUGAGAAUGUGACCUCGCUGGCAAGCAUGGACCCUGCUCUGAUCAGUACCGUAAUCGUGCACGUUGUAAACACCUCGCGCAUUCUCGUGCUGUCUAUGCUGAACCAUGAACUGCAAACGCAGGAGAGGAGGCGGCAGCUACGGCAGCGCGGCGACGAGAGUGAUGAGGACAUGGACACUGAAUUCUCCCUAACUGCGGGCCCCUGCGCUUUGGAGCUCCUGCUGGUAAUGGGGGAGGUUCUACCCAUUGCUCGCCGAUUUUGGGCCCGGGAAACAAGCACAGACUGGUGGGACCGCAUAGUUUUGCAGGUGUGGGACGAUUCGCAGUGGCUGCGGAACUUUCGCAUGCGUAAGAGCACUUUCUUUGAACUUUGUGACCUGCUUUCUCCUGCCCUGAAACGCCAUAAUACCAGGAUGAGAGCAGCCCUCACAGUGGAAAAGCGAGUGGCAAUAGCCCUCUGGAAGCUUGCAACGCCAGACAGCUACCGGUCAGUCGGGAAUCAAUUUGGAGUGGGAAAAUCUACUGUGGGGGCUGCUGUGUUGCAAGUAGCCAAAGCAAUCAUUAAGCUGCUGCUACGAAAGGUUGUGACUCUGGGAAAUGUGCAGGUCAUAGUGGAUGGCUUUGCUGCAAUGGGAUUCCCUAACUGUGGGGGGGCCAUAGAUGGAACCCAUAUCCCUAUCUUGGCCCCGGAGCACCAGGGCACCCAGUACAUAAACCGCAAGGGGUACUUUUCAAUGGUGCUGCAAGCACUGGUGGAUCACAAGGGACGUUUCACCAACAUCCAUGUGGGAUGGCCAGGAAGGGUUCAUGACGCUCGUGUCUUCAGAAGCACUACUCUGUUUAAACGGCUGCAGCAAGGGACUUACUUCCCAGACCAGAAAAUUACAGUUGGGGAUGUUGAAAUGCCUGUAGUUAUCCUGGGGGACCCAGCCUACCCCUUGAUGCCAUGGCUCAUGAAGCCAUACACAGGCAGCCUGGACAGUGGUCAGGAGUUGUUUAACUACAGGCUGAGCAAGUGCAGAAUGGUGGUAGAAUGUGCAUUUGGGCGUCUCAAAGGUCACUGGAGAACUUUACUUACUCGCUCAGACCUCAGCCAAACCAAUGUCCCCUUUGUUAUUGCUGCUUGCUAUGUGCUCCACAAUCUCUGUGAGAGUAAGGGAGAGACCUUUAUGGCGGGGUGGGAGGCUGAGGCAAAUCACCUGGCCGCUGAUUACACGCAGCCAGACACCAGGGUGAUAAGAAGAUCACACCAGGAAGCGGUGCGCAUCAGAGAAGCCUUGAAAACGAGUUUCAUCAUGGGCCAGGGGACGGUGUGACUGCUGUGUUUCUUUCCCCUUCAUGAACCUCCCCCCCUGUAUUGACUCCUGCUGCAAGCAACCUACCCUCCACCCUUCCAUAACAGCUUGCUUAUCGAAAUAAAGUUACUAUUUUUUAAAAA